Molecule: messenger RNA, 468 nt
Organism: Amoebophrya sp. A120
Lineage: Eukaryota; Dinophyceae; Syndiniales; Amoebophryaceae
Source: the annotation of a GenBank genome assembly
GCGGCGCGAACUGGUGUGGAAUGGGGAGGUGGUUUCCCGGACGUACGUGGAGUUCGCGAAGAUGGUAGAGACGUAUUUGCGGUACGUUCGUGUUUUUGAGCAAAACCGGAAAUUCCAGCUGAAUUGGGCGUUUUUGGCCGACGAAGUGUUGCAAUUCGAUUUGGAGUGGAAAAAUGUGGAACUAUCAGCGAUGGUUCAAGAAAAGGUGGACCGCGAAAAAAGGACGGACGAGGACAAGAAGAGACAUGCUGAACAACCUGACGAGGAAGUGGACUACUACCCGAAUGCGGGCGCUCUUCAUAGUGCGGACAGCUUUACAAAAAAAGGUCAUCAUCCAAAAAGAGCCAUGAUGCACCAACAGGGGACUACGAACAAAGUGUUGGUGUUCGAGUACGUGAAAGGCGACAAACGCCGGCUGAAUUGGAGGCCGAAGAGGGUGAGACAUGCGAUGAACGAGCUGGCGUUUAG